GAAAGUUUAUCAAAGUUUGGUCACGUGCGUGUGUGGACAUUCCACUACAUUCCGUUCCACGCAAUAUUCCGUACGUUUAGUUUUUGUUUUAGUGGCCAGUUUGUUUGCUGCGUUUCAUAAUCGGACCACGAUUUUCGGUUUGUGACUCUGUUGAAGUUUUGUUGACUGUUUUCAUUAAAAUUUCGCGCCCUGUGUCCUGUCCAGCCCCUCCGCGAGUUCCCAAAACUCAAGAUUGGCGGACAAACUGUAUGAAUUACGUCGCCUUUUACACAUGACUCAUUAAGUGAAACAGUCAAAAUGGUGGACAGUCAGACGCAACACUUCUGUCUCCGAUGGAACAACUACCAGCGCAGUAUUACCAGCGCCUUCGAGAACCUUCGCGACGACGAGGACUUCGUCGACGUCACGCUCGCCUGCGACGGGAAAAGCCUCAAAGCUCAUAGAGUCGUGCUGUCAGCUUGCAGCCCUUAUUUCAGAGAAUUAUUGAAGUCCACGCCGUGCAAGCAUCCAGUGAUCGUGCUUCAAGACGUGGCGUACACAGACCUUCACGCCCUGGUCGAGUUCAUCUACCACGGCGAGGUCAACGUUCACCAGCACAGCUUGUCCUCAUUCCUGAAGACAGCUGAGGUGCUCCGUGUCUCCGGUCUCACACACAAUGACGCUGCCCAGGGGCCCCUGCUGCAAACCAUGCGGUCGUCAGCAGCUCCGUCACCCCACACGCCACCCCACCCGGCCCACUCUACCCAUAUACCGCAACCCUACCCUGACAAACUCGAGGAAGCUCUUCUUCAACCCUCAUCCAGCAUCCCGCCCAUGAUGCGCCGCAUUCCUCUUCCUCCACCGCGACGUAUGAGCUCCACUGACAACUCCCCUGACGUCAUAAAGCGUCCACGUCACGACAACAACAACACAGAAUCCCCACAAAUGCACGCCGCCGACUUCUCGACCAAGAACCACUCGAUUCUGAACAGCAGGGGUCACGAGCAGGGGAACAACGGAAACGGCAUCUCCAAUAGCAGCUCGUCACCUUCCCCGAGGCUGAUGGACGAAGUGAAAAACGAACCGGUCGACAUGAUAUGCCCUUCUAACCCUGAUAUAGAUCGCUGCACGGAUGACACACCGCCGCAUACUCAUCACCGACCAAUCGGAGGUCCACCGUCGCGUAGCAGCUCUGCUGAUGCCGAAGACCGCACCCCUCCCCCGCAGCUGCCGCCCUCACCAUUCAUUCCGCCCCCCGACACGAAGCUCUUCAACCCGUCUAACUCCUACAACUUUACAAUGGAGGCACUGGCUCAACACUCGACACUAGCCGGUCUGCAGAGUCCUCUCGCUUCGGACGGAAUGGCGAGCACAUCUCAAGGUGGCGCCCGCACCCCCCAAGAAGAUUACAGAUGCGACCCCUGUAACAAGAGUCUGUCCUCGCUGACGAGGCUCAAGCGACACAUUCAGAACGUACACAUGAGACCGUCCAGGGAGCCAGUGUGUAACAUUUGCCAGCGCGUUUACUCCAGCCUGAACAGUCUGCGCAACCACAAGUCGAUCUACCACCGCAAGCAGCCCGCGCCGCCCGCGCCCGGCCCCUUCUACCCCGUCAACUGACCCCCCGCGCGGCCGCCACCCUAACCAGCCACCUACUCUCGCCAUACUCUUGCCCUUAGAUCGUUAAGUUUACAUUGUAACUGUGCAGUCUGUCGCGACAUGUUCCUAACGUUUGUAAAUAGCAUAGUUAUGCAUGCGCAUCGCAAAACCUUUACCUAAUCUGUAUGUAUGUAUCGGUGCUAAACGCUAAACGCUAACGCUAAUCGGGGCGACCGACGCUCGGAACCAAUUGGGACGUCCACGAUCGGUACACGCAUAACCACCAACGAUGUUCGUAUUGAAAGCGCAUUAGUCAAGCCGUAGCUGUCAUUUAAUGUAACGUCGCGCCUGAGUGGUACCCGGUGCCGAUUGGUUCCCGAGGGCGGGUCGCGAGGCCUCGUCCGUUGACUAAUGCGCUAAUGUUGGUUGUUAUGUGUGGCGCAGUGGGUCCCCUGGGCGCGGGCCACCGGUGCGAGGUGUGCGGCAAGCUGCUGUCCACGCGGCUGACCCUCA
This is a messenger RNA of Bombyx mandarina (wild silkworm), 2091 nucleotides long. RefSeq names its product broad-complex core protein (gene br). Gene Ontology annotation, molecular function: protein binding. The record is from RefSeq and is a predicted model, not a curated record. Gene Ontology annotation, cellular component: nucleus. Gene Ontology annotation, biological process: regulation of transcription by RNA polymerase II. Lineage: Eukaryota; Metazoa; Arthropoda; Insecta; Lepidoptera; Bombycidae.